Molecule: messenger RNA, 435 nt
Organism: Vicia faba (fava bean)
Lineage: Eukaryota; Viridiplantae; Streptophyta; Magnoliopsida; Fabales; Fabaceae
Source: the annotation of a GenBank genome assembly
AUGGCUGAUAAUAUUGGAGAUAACCUUUCGGGCGAGCAUGUCGGAUCUUCUCAGAGUUCCACAGACGAGACCCAUAGUGAGUCGAGCUCCUCGAGGGUGUCAAGGCCCGAAUCGAAUCGGUCCGACCAAUAUAUUAUGGAGGAGGACGCUGAGAGCACCCCCGCUGACCAGGGCGGCCUAUUUGCUCGUGAGAACGACGAUGAUCUGAGGACUUGGGCCGCAACAGACCCAUGGGAUCAUGAGUCCUAUUUUGUCAAGAAUCUGGAUGACGUUUCACUAUGGUGGACUCGUAUGCGGAUGGCAACGACCACCAAAAGGACUGGUCGAUAUGGAUUCUUGGAAGGAGUAGUCGGAUCUUCUCAUGGUAUGAUAAGUGGCAGAUCCCAAUGUAUGAUAUCCUGUUAUCGGGAGAUAGGCCUUCGUCUGCCCUUUUAA